Pocillopora damicornis (cauliflower coral) is the source of this 1870-nucleotide messenger RNA. Its product is annotated as protein phosphatase 1A. Gene Ontology annotation, molecular function: magnesium ion binding; protein serine/threonine phosphatase activity; manganese ion binding. The record is from RefSeq and is a predicted model, not a curated record. NCBI's taxonomy places the organism in Eukaryota, Metazoa, Cnidaria, Anthozoa, Scleractinia, Pocilloporidae. Gene Ontology annotation, biological process: protein dephosphorylation.
AAUAGUAACUUAAAAAUCUGUUGCAACCAGCACUUUCCUAGAGAUUUGUAUGUUUGAACUUAAAAACACAAUUUUGAUGCGGUAGAUGUGGCUGAAAGGACAUUGUUUUGAUGGGUGCAUUUCUAGACAAACCAAAGACUGAAAAACUGACAAAGUCUGCGUCGGGAAAUGGACUUCGCUAUGGGCUGGCGUCUAUGCAAGGCUGGCGUAUUGAAAUGGAAGAUGCUCACACUGAUAUCACUGGCUUGAACCCGGAGCUUCAAGAAUGGUCAUUUUUUGGCAUUUUUGACGGCCAUGCAGGCUCAAAUGCGAGUCUUUAUUGUGCAGAGAAUCUCCUAGGGUGUGUUUUAUCGAGCGAUGAUUUUAAAUCGGCACUAAAAAACGGGCCAUCUUCGCCUGACUUGGAGCAGCUUAAAAGCGGGAUAAGGAUGGGAUUUUUUGAGCUGGACAAAACGAUGCGAGAACGCCCAGCCUGGAUAAACGGGGAUGACAAAAGUGGUACUACAGCCGUAACAAUCAUGAUUACCCCUAAGCAAUUUAUCUUUGCCAACUGUGGAGACUCUAGGGCUAUUUUAUGUAGCAACGAGAAAGUGACUUUCCAUACAGUCGAUCACAAGCCAUCCAACCCAGACGAGAAAAAUCGCAUUGAGAGGGCUGGGGGUAGUGUUAUGAUCCAAAGGGUAAACGGCUCUUUGGCAGUUUCUAGGGCUUUAGGAGAUUUCGAGUACAAGAUGGAUAGAGUUUUAGAUGCGGAUAAACAACUAGUUUCGCCAGAGCCGGAGAUUUCGGUGAUUUCAAGACAAGAUGAUGUGGAUGAGUUUAUCGUGGUCGGCUGCGAUGGUAUCUGGGAUGUGAUGACUAACGAAGAAGUAGGAGAUUACGUUCGCUCAAGAAUGCUUCUUUCUGACGAUUUAGAACUAAUUUGCAGCGAGCUCCUCGACACCUGUCUAGCAAAGGGAAGUCGUGAUAACAUGAGUGUGAUUUUGGUCACUUUCCCUGGAGCACCUCGAGUUUCUCAGGAUGCUAUUAAACAGGAAGCAGACCUUCAUGCUGACAUAGAGAAAAGAAUAGAAGUGAUACUCCAAGAAAACCCUGGUGGGGUUGAUUUGUAUUAUGCCAUGCAUUUAUUAUCCAGUGAGGACAUUCCAUCCUUGCCCCCAGGGGGAGGACUCCAGGCUAAGCAGAUUUUUGUUCAGAAGACAUUGGAAAAACUGUCAGCCAAACAGGAAAAUGAGGUAGAGUGAUGGACCUUAAAAGCCUGGCUGAAGACAGUGUUCCUGAAGUGUUUACCUUAACUUGUAAUAUGUUUGGUUACAAAUUGUGAAAUAGACCUUGGUGUGGUUUUAGAUAGAUUCAACAUCGUGUGUUUAUAUAACUUUUUGAGAAUAUAGAUUUGAUUAGUGUACCAAAUAAAAGCAACCAGUGAGUGAUGCCAUAACAUAUAUCCUUGCAUGGAAGCAUAAUUAUAUUCUCCUUACUAAACAAAAAUGUUUAUUGUGUGGGAGAGUAGUAUUGUAAUGUGUUGCUCUGGUUGUUUACUACUUUGAUUUUAUUCUUGUCAUGUCAACAUUUGGAAAGAAUUAAAAGGUUACUUGAUUCAUGAUUGGGUUAUGCAUCUUGGCUAAAAAUUGUAUUCCUGUUUUACAUGAAAGCCUGUUUUUUCUUCAUUAACCCUUUUACACCACAGAUCUGAUAGACAGAUCUGGCUGUAGGUGCUACUCAAUUGUAUGGUAAAAGGGAAAUUUAAUGUUACUUCUGUAAAUUUUCUUCACCUGUUUGCUGGAUAUUGUAUUGAUGACAUAUUAGUAUUGUAACUUCAAAGAACAAGUUGCAUGUUUCCUGUUUUUGGGAGUAAAAAUGGUUCAGUCAA